GAUGCAAUUUUGAAAUGGUGUGUGCUUAGCACGUUUGUUUUUUGGAAUGAAACCUUUUGUCAUGUGAUUUUUUAACGGCGGGAGUUUAUUUUAGACUUCAGUGAUAAUGGAAUCAACUGGUGAAGAUAAUUGCCUUAACUUGGAUGCUGAUCUUAACUACGCAUCGGAAACAAAUUUUGAUUAUGAUUUCGAUGACCUAGAUGUGGUGAUCCGUCACCAGCGCUGUUCGUCCUCCUACCUACUGGCGGACGGUGGUGAUGGCGCAGAGGCAGACCUCCUCGGCACCACGCCUCCCCGCUCCCGCAUCAGGAACAAGGAGAUCCGCAAGACCAACAUUGGAUCAGAGUUGCUCGUACAAAAAGGGUUGCGUAAUAAAAAGAACGAGAACGCGCCUAGAAUGGACAACUCUUCACCGAGUGAGUACAAUACGUAGCUUUAUUUAUGAUUUAAAUUAACAAUUAUUGUAAAAUUAUAAUAUUUAGCAACUUUCACACUCUGUUCGUGCUAGAUUUGGUGUAAGAUUUGUGCACCGCUCGUCCACCAGCAAAUAGAUCCACAAUCGCCUACAAAAGUAGUAGCUAACACAAACUAAUACUCUGCAGUGUACCUCCUCGUCCUAAAAAGAGUACCGUACAGUGCCAACCAUAGGCGUUAG
Diatraea saccharalis (sugarcane borer) is the source of this 655-nucleotide messenger RNA. Lineage: Eukaryota; Metazoa; Arthropoda; Insecta; Lepidoptera; Crambidae. The record is from the annotation of a GenBank genome assembly.